Molecule: messenger RNA, 1359 nt
Organism: Colletotrichum orchidophilum
Lineage: Eukaryota; Fungi; Ascomycota; Sordariomycetes; Glomerellales; Glomerellaceae
Exons: 3
Source: RefSeq, a predicted model, not a curated record
GAAAAGCAAACAUCCCAGUUCGAGCCCCAUAAGUCAUUGCAUGCGAUUGAUGGAGGGUCACUGGUCGACUACAUCAGAUACAGCUUCCCAAAGCCUCUACACGAUGUCAAUCCCAACGUCUUUGCUGAUGUUUCCGUGAAGGUCGAGGAGUCUGACCAGGACUUUGAGGGGUUAGAUUUUAUUACACACGACGGAAGCCAUCCGCUGCCUAGUACCGAGGAGAGUCUUGCGAUUGAUGAAUCGCAGUCCCAGAGAAAGGAAAACACCACGCCCCUUGACUCUGACUACAGUUUUUCGCCUCACCCAAAAUCGAGUAGUCGAUUCGAUCGCAACGAAGCAUGGAAUAUUGCCGAACAUGUACGUGCUGAAAGUCGACAUCCUCCCACUGCCGUUAAGACAUUGAGUCCCUUCAAGAGACAACGUGGAAGGCCCUCAUCAAAGUUUUACAAAAAGAUAACUGUUGAGAAUUACAAGACGUUAUCAGCGCCGGGAACUUUACCCCUGCAUCAGAGUAUCAGGGAUGGCUUUGACACAGGGGAAACCGACGUUUCUGGCAAGCCACAGAGCACCAAACGGCGAAAGAGAUCCCCGGCUCCGCCCGGAAUUGGGCCUCUUUCUGUGUCUUUUGGCAUCAAACCUACAACAUUUCGAAGUAUCACCAAGGGUUUGAGAAGGCGUGAAAAAUUUGUGAUCGACCCUGAUCUACUUAGGAAUACCGAAGUCAAGGCAACAUCCAAAGCAGUCAAUCUAUUGGGAAUGCAACAGUCUCCAGGGAAAACCGCCCCCACUAAUUUCCAUCACACCAAGACGAAUGCUAUCACUAGAGAGUCUGGAAGCCCAAGAGUCUUGCCCCCCCUGCGAACCAUCGAAGUAGGGCCAGCGAACAGGGAACUAAGACACCGUACCAAUAUCUUGCCCAUUGUCUCUGACCUCGCUAAAGACAUCGAUCACGCGAGACAUUCGACACUGGAGUCAGACGGAGCAAGUGGAUUUUCUCCGGAUGAUUUCCACCUAGGUACCUCGUUCAUCUCGCGGGAGACUUCAGAUAUGGGGCAGCAUGACGACGAGCUUGGUUUGAAUGAGGCGGCAGCGACAGACAGUGCAACACCGACCGGCACCAGUAAGAUGAAGCCAGGCGCUGGACGCAGGAGGUUGUCUAGUCUUAUGAGCACCGGGAAGACGUACGUUAAAGGAGAAACCCGAAAGGUUUCGCCACCGUUGGCUGGAUCUGUGUUGCACGGAAGACCUGCCACUUGGGCUGGCGCAUUCGGGGACCUAAGACCACGUCCCAUCAAAGCCUUGCCCCGCGAGAACAGGAAUUUGGGAUCCAAGACCACGACAUACCCGGUUACACUGUAG